Messenger RNA from Triticum turgidum subsp. durum (durum wheat), 570 nucleotides. The record is from the annotation of a GenBank genome assembly. Lineage: Eukaryota; Viridiplantae; Streptophyta; Magnoliopsida; Poales; Poaceae.
AUGGCAUCCUUCUACGCAGCCAUAGGUUUCAUCCUCCCCUUUCUCCUCACCAUCGCAUUGCCCCAAUCUACUGGUUCCCCUCCUGCGGCGCCGUCGACCACCGGGUCAUUAUCCAUCGAGGACGCCUGCAAGCAGACCACCAAGCUCUACGACCUCUGCAUGGCGACGCUCUCCCCGGACCGGUCCUCCUUGACGGCUGAUGCUGUGGGCCUGACCAGGGCGGCCAUCCUGGCUGUCCAGAAGAACGCGUCCGAGACAGCCACAUACCUCACGAACAUCGAUGAAGAUGACAACUUCAAUAAAACGGCGCAGCUGCAACAAUGCCUCGAGGGCUGUGGGGAGCGGUAUGAGGCGGCCGUGGAGCAGCUGGCAGACGCGACAAUCGCGCUGGACAUGGGGGCAUACGACGAGUCGCAGGUGCUGGUAUCUGCAGGCCAGGCGGAGGUGAAGCUGUGCCAGAAGGGGUGCCAGGACUCACCAGAACACCGGAGCAUCCUCAUGGCGCGCAACACCGAGGUCGACCAGCUCUGCAAUAUCACUCUCGCUAUCGCCAAGCUUAUCCCCCGGUGA